Molecule: messenger RNA, 535 nt
Organism: Closterium sp. Naga37s-1
Lineage: Eukaryota; Viridiplantae; Streptophyta; Zygnematophyceae; Desmidiales; Closteriaceae
Source: the annotation of a GenBank genome assembly
AUGGGACUGACAUCAGUGGCUAGAAUAAUGGACGCGGCGGCAUCGGCCAUGCUGGCCUCUCACCACCACCAGGAAAUGGCGGUCUCGGGAGAUCGCGCUACAGGUGCGGUUGCGGAGACGAUAACCGAGGCGCCUCGAAAAUCGCCUCAAAAUCCGCCGCACGACGCGGCGGGAUCAGCCAUGCUGGCCUCUCACCACCACCAAGGAAUGGCGGUCUCCGGAGAUUGCGCGAGGGGUGCGGUUGCGGAGAGGACACGCCUUGGAAGCUCCGCGCACUCCCCGCAACCCGCGCUCUCCCCGCAACCCGCGCAGUCUCCGCAAUCCGAGAUCGUUCCUGGCGAGCACGCGGGGAGCGGCGCGCAGGCGCAAGCGCAAGCGCUAGAUCCGGCGGAGAAGCGGCUUCUGGAGCUGGGAUACCGACAAGAGCUGAAGAGAAGCCUGGUGGGGCUCUGGGGGGAGAUGGGGGGAGGGUGGGGAGGGGAGAGAAAGAGGCGGGGGUGUGAAGGAAUGAGGGGGUGUGGGGAUGGGUGUGGGC